AUGUCGAGUAAAUUAACUGUAUGUGGAGUAUGUGAUUAUCAGAACAUUAACAAACCAUCAGUUGCCUGGUGUUCAGAAUGUGACGAAGGACUUUGUGAAGAAUGUAAAGUGCAUCAUGCAGCUUCAAAGGCGACCAGAAACCAUAGCAUUGUCCUACAAUCCGAUUUCCAAAAUCUACCUUCUAAUGUAUUGGAAAUUACUCAAACAUGUCCAAAGCACGAAGAAAAAUACCAGAUAUUUUGUAGGAAGCACGAUUGUCCAUGUUGUAGGCUAUGUGUUGUUGAAACACACAACGAUUGCAAAGAUUUGAACGCGAUAGAGGAUGUAAUUAAGAAUGUAAAAUCUUCAAGUGCAUUCUUAGAGAUGGAACAAUUAUUGAAAGAACUUUCCGAAAAUUUGCAGAAUAUAAGAAAAGAUAGACAGAAAAACAUUAAAAGUCUGACGGAGAACAAAACAAUCAUAGAAAAGGAAGUUCAGCAGGCACGAAUAUUGAUUAAUAAUCAUUUGGAUAAAAUACAGGAAAGUCUGAUGAAAGAGCUUUUUACCGCAGAGGAAAAGGAAAAAAAGAAAAUAAGCAAUUUAAUAUCAUCAAUACAAGAGAAAGAAAAAGAGAUUACAGACUAUCAAACUACUCUUGAUAGAAUAAAAAAGCAUGCCUCAGACCUCCAGACAUUUUUGGUUAUGAAGCACAUUCAUCGAGAUGUCACGAACAAAGAGCAAUUUCUGGAAUCUCUAAUAAAAGAAGAGAAACUGAACCAUAUUUCAAUAACUUGGAAAAACGAAAAUAUUACGGAGACCCUACCAACUACAAUCAAGAAGAUAGGAACCAUAAUAUUAGAAACCAGGGCAGGUGAAGCAAUAUCAACAAGUAGGAAGUUAAAACAAGCACAGAUAAUGGCGCUUACUGCACCUAUUCCUAUUAUUGAUGACAUCAAACUUACUUUAGGACAAACCGUGAAAACAAUUGGAAAUGAUAUCAAAAGCUGUUGCUUAUUAGCUGAUGGAAGAAUGAUUUUUUCAUGCUAUCUCAGUUGCAAAAUUCACGUGUUCAAAACCAGCGGGAUUUUGGAUUUUACACUUGAGACAGGAUCCAUGACAUCUCAUAUCCACUUUAUCGAACAAAGUCAAAAACUUGUCGUAACAACUGGGCCUUACAACCAAUGCAUUAAGAUUAUCGACAUGAAAAACAGAAAAACUGAGAAAUCUAUUGUUGUUGGAUCAGAGAUUUAUGGAAUUGUUCAUAAAGACGGACAAUUGUUCUAUAAUGGAUAUCAUGGUGGGUUGCGUGUUGUAAGUGUAGAUGGCCAAUUGAGUAAACGGUUGGUAAAUGUUACUUUGAAACAAAAUAGCAGCAUUGCAAUAUGUUUACAUCAACUUUAUUAUAUAGGCGAAGAUGAUUCAAUAUCAUGCUGUGAUCUUGAAGGUGGUGUUAAAUGGAAAUUAGAGCAGAAACCAUUCCUUUCAAACAUACGAGGCAUAACAGUGGACAAUUACGGACGUGUUUACGUAUCAGGAUUUUGGUCUCACAAUGUAGUCGUAAUUUCACCAGAUGGAAACAAACAUCGAUUACUGCUGUCAGAGAAGGAUGGUCUUCAGAGUCCACAGUCUUUGUUCUUCGACCAAAUAAAUAACAAAUUACUUAUUACAAAUCAACAAACUAACGCAUUUGUUUAUGACGUUUCAAAAUGA
Molecule: messenger RNA, 1689 nt
Organism: Mytilus trossulus (common blue mussel)
Lineage: Eukaryota; Metazoa; Mollusca; Bivalvia; Mytilida; Mytilidae
Exons: 1
Coding region: 1-1689 (562 amino acids)
Biological process (GO): protein monoubiquitination
Molecular function (GO): protein binding; ubiquitin protein ligase activity; zinc ion binding
Source: RefSeq, a predicted model, not a curated record